Molecule: messenger RNA, 825 nt
Organism: Pseudophryne corroboree (corroboree frog)
Lineage: Eukaryota; Metazoa; Chordata; Amphibia; Anura; Myobatrachidae
Gene: LLPH
Product: LLP homolog, long-term synaptic facilitation factor
Exons: 3
Coding region: 295-666 (123 amino acids)
Biological process (GO): dendrite extension
Cellular component (GO): nucleolus
Molecular function (GO): RNA binding
Source: RefSeq, a predicted model, not a curated record
UAUGAGUAUGGCUGUUUGCACUGUCUUCGGGUUUCUAGAACCCUGACAGCAGUGCUAGGUUGAACUUGUACAGCGGACCAUACUAGAUUCAUAGACCCGACUACACAGUAGGUGAUGUUAUAUGUCGCAGGAAAAAUGUCUGCCAGACCGUGGAGACUCUCUGUAGUAUUACUUUGUCAACCAUAUUUCCCUCUAGUGUUCACAGUGGCGCACGUCAGAGCCGACUAGCCAGAGCACAUCCGGUGGAGUAGUACUGCUAGUACGGCGGCAUCGUGCGGCCUGAAAGGAACCAACAUGGCUAAAAGUUUAAGAAGUAAAUGGAAGAGAAAGAUGCGGGCUGAAAAGAGGAAGAAAAAUGCCCCAAAGGAACUCGCCCGCUUAAAAAAUGUCUUGGCAAAAGCAGAUACAGAUGUGCUGAUGAAUGAGGUGAAAGAUAUUGCAACUGUUGUUACUGCAGAGAAAAUAAAGGAGAAAAAGGAAAUGGAAGUGGAAACAAAAGAAGGUGAUACCAUGAAGAUGGAUAUGGACGUAAAAAGGAACAAGAAGAGCUUAUUAAACCAACAUGGCCAGUACCCUGUAUGGAUGAAUCAAAGACAGAGAAAAAAGCUCAAAGCCCAGCGUGGAAAAAAAGGAAAAUCCAAACCCCCAAAAGGACUGGCAUGGUAGAAUAUGUGUGUACUAAGUACACCGAUCCGUGGUGAGGCAUUUUACACAGAGGAGCUGGCUAAUAUUAUACAGCAUGUGGCUGUGGUGGAGACAAAGUGUAAAUUCUUUAAGGACGUUCUUAUUUCUUUCUUUUUAAAGUAAAGGUUCCUUUUCCAUUCA